AGAGACGAGAGAUCCCUCUUCCUGCGGUCAGCUAUAUGUGACAGCCAGAACGGGCGCAUUGUCUUUCCUAUUUCAUUUUAUUCUCCCCCCCCCCCUCUGUAAAACACUCGAUACGACGUCCGUAGCUUUGCGUCUUACCCACCUUGGACUAAGGCUCGGCGCGGUCUUCUGUAACAUGGGCACCAGGGACGAUGAAUACGAUUUCUUGUUCAAAGUCGUUCUUAUCGGAGACUCGGGUGUCGGAAAGAGUAACCUUCUCUCCCGCUUCACACGGAACGAGUUCAACCUGGAGAGCAAGAGCACGAUUGGGGUGGAGUUUGCAACCCGCAGCAUCCAGGUGGAUGGCAAGACGAUAAAGGCGCAGAUUUGGGACACAGCCGGCCAGGAGCGCUACAGAGCCAUCACCUCUGCAUACUACCGGGGGGCAGUCGGCGCCCUGCUGGUGUACGACAUCGCCAAGCACCUGACCUACGAGAACGUGGAGCGCUGGCUGAAAGAACUGCGGGACCACGCCGACAACAACAUCAUCAUCAUGCUGGUGGGCAACAAGAGCGACCUGCGACACCUGAGGGCAGUGCCCACUGACGAGGCGCGCGCUUUCGCAGAGAAGAAUAAUCUCUCAUUUAUUGAGACCUCGGCUCUGGAUUCAACCAACGUGGAGGAGGCAUUCAAGAACAUUCUAACAGAGAUCUACCGCAUCGUAUCACAGAAGCAGAUCGCCGACCGGUCGGCCCACGAUGAGUCGCCGGGCAACAAUGUGGUGGACAUCAGCGUCCCACCCACCACAGACGGGCAGAAAGGCAACAAACUGCAGUGCUGCCAAAACCUGUAACCAUGACAACCAACCAUCAGUCCUACCCAACUGCCCCAAGUCACUCAUCUCCAAUUCUCUCUCUCUACGUGUCGUGCCGCCGACAAUUUAUUUGUGUAAUAUAUAUAUAUUUUUUCUUUUUGAUAGCU
Molecule: messenger RNA, 960 nt
Organism: Electrophorus electricus (electric eel)
Lineage: Eukaryota; Metazoa; Chordata; Actinopteri; Gymnotiformes; Gymnotidae
Gene: rab11bb
Product: RAB11B, member RAS oncogene family, b
Molecular function (GO): GTP binding; GTPase activity
Source: RefSeq, a predicted model, not a curated record